Messenger RNA from Cryptotermes secundus, 1576 nucleotides. RefSeq lists its product as uncharacterized. NCBI's taxonomy places the organism in Eukaryota, Metazoa, Arthropoda, Insecta, Blattodea, Kalotermitidae. The transcript is spliced from 4 exons. The annotation marks the transcript as partial. The record is from RefSeq and is a predicted model, not a curated record.
GUUGUGGUUUGAGUGUGUUGCGCGACUAGAACUGAUCGGGGCAUGCGCCGCGCGCAGCCACGCGGCCGACUGGCAUCUACAGAGUUUAUUCCCGAGGGAGGAACACAACAGCUGCGAGUUCCAGUUGCGACAGCAACAUGGAGGCAUCUCCUAACAGGGAACAGGAACGGUCCCGAAGCCAUUACGCAGGAUUUAGCCGGGGACCUGGAGGUGCUGUUCGUAGAAGAGGCACCCCCAUCCCUGUGUUACCACCCAGGGCACCUACACCCGUGCCGUCUUCCGACACAAGGGGCUGUUCUUCUACGUACCUGGAGCCCGAACCGCCGCCUCCCCCUCCGCCUUUUACCCAGCAACGGGAUAUCGCACACCUAGCGACCCGGUACCUGGAGGACAAUGUAAGGACGUGGAUUAACCCAAGAAUAUACGCAAAGCUCGACCUUGAAGCGAUAACAUCAGCGGACUACGUCUACAAGCCACGGACCUCACACAGCCAAUAUCAUCACCACCACAAACUGCUUCCCAGUAAUCAUCACAACAAAAAUCAACACCCAAAGAGUCACCGAUCUUCGCAUGAACAUCCAACACACACAUCCCAUGCAUCACUGCCUGCUGCGUUAAUGAACAGUGCAGCCAAUAACACCGCAGUAAGUUACCUUUGCAAACGCGAAACAGAAGAAGCAGACGCGGUAGGGAAAUAUGAGGAGUUGCAUCGAUCUCCCACCACUACUACUACAGCGCUACUGUCGUCGUCUCAUAGUAAAGGGCAUCAGCAUGCCUGUCUCUCUCGCGAGGCUCAAGCAAGUGGAUAUGGCCGAGCUAGUGGUUCGCGGUCAGGCGUACGGAGUGGUUGUGACGACAUAAACACAAACACGAGCGCCACAGAUGGUAGCAGCGUACUGAUAAGACAUCAUCAGAAUCGUCACGGUGCAGUGACAAGCACUGCAAGUAACAUUGAUACGACGGAGAUGAACGGAAGUGACGAGUUACCGAUUGACAAACAUGGUUAUAAUAAACACUUGAAGAAUCACGUGGCAUCAAAUGGGGCAGUAAUGGAUUCGUCGAGGAUUUCACAUCAGACGGCAGUGAUAUAUAACGGAAAACAAUAUUCAACAGUGCUGACAACUGCGUAUAAGCCGCAACAAAAGUUAACAGCUAAAAGUUUAGUUGGUAAUGCGACGAUUACUGCUAAUGGCGGGACACCAUCUGCGUUACCGCCAACUAAGAUAUCGAAAGGUUCAACAAAUUCGGUUACGUUAAAGUCGUUUCAGUUUCAGAAGCCCCAUUUACCGAAUGGGAUAGUGAAUUCGAGUUCAGAACAAAGUGGUUAUGUGAGACACCAGCCGGCGCCGUCUGCACGAUCACAUUACAGCGGACAUUCUGUUGUUGACUUUCUGUACGGUGGUGGUCUUGAUAGCCAUUCUACUGGAACUUCUUCACCGACCUUACUUCUUGGUCCCAGUGUUACGUCUGCAACUCCGGAGAGUAAUUACUACUCUGAAUCAAAGUACGCCUAUUCUGUCAGCGGAGUUCCGGGUACUCUGGCUCAGUCGUCUGCUGCAGCGGCGUUCUUUGCAAG